GUAGGUCUCUCUCUCUCUCCAUCGUGCUCAGCGUGUGGGCAUGUACUGUAGUCUCUCACUCUCCAGCUAACUACAGAAGCGUCUGGAAACCUGAGCUCCGCUGCUCCCCUUGAAUCACCGAUCACAAUGUUAGACCAUUGCUGCUUCCUGGCGCUGGUAACAGUUCUGGGAGUUUUGGAACAAGCUUAUUUCUCGCUCCAGGUCAUCUACGCGAGGAGGAAGUUCCACAUCUCUCCACCCCGAACCAGCGGCAACGAGGACUUCGAGAGGGUUUACCGAGCACAAACCAAUUGCACUGAGUAUUUCCCAAUGUUCCUGAGCAUUCUGUGGAUUGCUGGACUCUUCUGCAGCCAGGCGAUGGCGGUAUGUGUUGGAAUCCUGUACCUGUACAGCAGGUACAAAUAUUUCAAAGGCUAUGCUGAAUCAGCCCAGAACAGGUUGCCCCCGAUGUACUUCAGCGCAAAGAUGCUCUGGAUUCUGGUGGCCAUGGCUUCAGCUGGUGUCCUGAACCAGCUGUCUUCCCAAUACUUGGGCUACAAUCCUGGAGCAAAGGCAAAGUCUCUCCUGGGUUUCUGAGUAGCAUCCGGGCCAUCUCUUUGUCAGCUGCUGGUGAUCACUUCACGCACCCAGCAAUAUGGCGAUUCCUCUGGAGAUUCGUGCUUCUGUUUCAGGCUGAAGAUGAUGAGGCGGACUCUCCAAAUGUUAACGGGACUGAUUGAUCCAACCUUGGACUUGUGUUGUCUCCUCUUUGACCAAGAAACUGUCCAGGCAUACAGUGCCCUCCAUAAUGUUUGGGACAAAGACCCAUCAUUUAUUUAUUUGCCUCUGUACUCCACACUUUGAGAUUUGUAAUAGAAAAAAAAAUCACAUGUGGUUAAAGUGCACAUUG
Molecule: messenger RNA, 889 nt
Organism: Amblyraja radiata (thorny skate)
Lineage: Eukaryota; Metazoa; Chordata; Chondrichthyes; Rajiformes; Rajidae
Gene: ltc4s
Product: leukotriene C4 synthase
Exons: 5
Coding region: 127-576 (149 amino acids)
Biological process (GO): leukotriene biosynthetic process
Cellular component (GO): membrane; nuclear envelope; endoplasmic reticulum
Molecular function (GO): leukotriene-C4 synthase activity; enzyme activator activity; glutathione peroxidase activity
Source: RefSeq, a predicted model, not a curated record